AUGACCGACCUGACCAGCGUCAUCAACGACGAGAUCAAGCGCCGCAACGCCGAGAUCUCGUCCAUCAACGAGCAGAUCCACGCCAACCCCGAACUGGCCUACGAGGAAUACAAAGCCCACGAUGCCUUCGUCUCCGUCCUCCAAGCCCUUGGGUUUGAGGUCACCCCGCACGCCUUCGGCCUCGAGACGGCAUUCUCCGCCGAAUACGGCUCCGGCGGCCGGCUGGUCAUCUACAACGCCGAGUACGACGCGCUCCCGGGGAUCGGCCACGCCUGCGGACACAACCUGAUCGCAUCCUCCUCCUUCGCCGCAUUCCUCGGCGCAGCCGCCGCGCUCAAAACCUCCAACCAGCCCGGCCGCGUCCGCCUGCUCGGCACCCCUGCGGAAGAAGGCGGCGGCGGCAAACUCAAAAUGAUCGCCAACGGCGCCUUCGCCGGCGCGGCCGCCUGCCUGAUGGUGCACCCGGGCCCGGGCCACAACCUGCCCGGCGCAACCCGCGGCGUGGCCUUUGUGCGCAUGCUGGCCAACAUCAAGACGCGCGUGCACUACACGGGGCGCGAGUCGCACGCGGCCAUCGCCCCCUGGGACGGCGUCAACGCGCUCGACGCCGUGUGCCUGUCCUACAACGCCAUCAGCAUGCUGCGCCAGCAGAUCCGCCCCUACGAGCGCGUCCACGGUGUCUUUCGCGCCGCGGGGGACCGCCCCAACGUCACCCCCGCCGACUGCACCGUCGAGUACUACUGCCGCAGCGCGACGAAGCGCGGGGCCGAGGCGCUGUGGGCGCGGCUGGAGAAGUGCUUUGAGGGUGCUGCGACCGCGACGGGUUGUGAGAUGCGCCUGGAGCCGCUGAAUUCGUACGCCGAUGUGCGCCCGAGCAAGCCGCUGUGCGAGGCGUAUAUCGAGGUGAUGCCUGAGGGGACGGUGACCAUGGAUGAGCCUGCGGAUAUCCUGGCGGGGAGUACGGAUAUGGGUGACGUGUGCUACGAGUGCCCGGGGUUUCAUGGCGUGUUUGGUAUCGACACCAAGGAGGGCGAGGCGAACCACACCAAAGGGUUUGCGGCUGCUGCUGGGACGCCGGAGUCGUUUGAGCGGGCGCUGGAGUGCGGGCGGGGCAUGGCGGCGGUGGGGUGGAGGGUGUUGAGUGAUGAUGCGUUUGCGGAAAAGGUCAAGAGGGAAUGGGAGGAGGAUAUGCAGCGGGCGGCGGAGGGGAAGGUCGCGUCAUGA
Molecule: messenger RNA, 1224 nt
Organism: Chaetomium globosum CBS 148.51
Lineage: Eukaryota; Fungi; Ascomycota; Sordariomycetes; Sordariales; Chaetomiaceae
Exons: 1
Coding region: 1-1224 (407 amino acids)
Molecular function (GO): dipeptidase activity
Source: RefSeq, a predicted model, not a curated record